AUGGAAGACCUUGAGAGGGCUGGCCCUGUGGGCACAGGUCAACGAAGACCAUCACGGUCUCCUCGAAGUCAGAGGAGCCGCAGCGCGGACGUGGACUGUUUGAAGAAGUACACGGAGAGACGCGUGGAAGAGAGAAGGCACACGGAGAUCCCGGACACCAGCAAGCUGGAUCCAUCUCGAUGGAUCCCUCUCCCGAAAACGAUCGCGAAGAAGUCGCCGCAGCCGUCGCGCGACGAAGAGAAACGACGAUCCGUGUCGAUCGACGUGGACGAGAAACGUCGUUCGGUGUGCGUCGACGUCGAGGUCGAGAAACGACGCUCGGUGUCCGUGGACGUCGACGAGACCGCGUCGCCGGAUGCUAGCAAAACGAGCAUCGCCACGCCGAAGAAACUGUCUCCGACGAAGGAGGAGGAAACGAAAACCGUCGAUAAGAGAAACGAUAUACCGUCGACGGCUGCGCCCAGAACGACGCCGGGCAGGAGCCAUAGCACGGACGUCGGCCAUAUUAAGAACGAAAAGCUCGAGGAACGAAGGCACACGGAGUGCAGCGAUCCACGAACGAUCGCGACGAGGUGGCUACCGCGAAUUAACACCUCAAGGUUCCGCUACGACGCGUCAGCGUUCGCCAGGAUCAGCCACAGCGAAAUCACGAAAUACGCCGCGACCAGGUGGAUGACGUUCGUCAAGAAUCCGUCACCGAGUCCGCUACCGCGAAUGAACCCGGAAAGAAAGCCGUCGUCCUCGGCGGAUGCUAGUUCCGCGCCCGAGGACUCGCCGCAAAAAGACGCCAAGGGCGACUCGCCCAAGUGGGAACCGAUGCGAAAAUUCUCACCUGUGCCGGCAACGGGCGAGAGAAAUCAAGAUGACCCGGAUGCUAACCCAGAACAACCGACCACGAAACUGUCCCCUGACUCCAACGAGCAAUCAAACAGGCUGACCCAGCGUAUGCGGGAUCUUUACGAUUUCAAAACCGAGAACGAAUGGCCGAAAAGAGCGGCGAACGCUCGACGUCAGAAUAUGUGGAUCAGCAAGAGCAGCAGCGAAGAGGACAGAACCCUUCAGCCGGUUCGCAGAAAUAGCCAAGACUUGGAGUUCAACGACAGAGUAAACGUAAUUAAGCUGAGGGACACCAAGGUACAGUCGGAUCAUCAGAACCCCAAACCAUCACCGAAGAAGGAAGCACAGGCAGGUGGUACGGACCCAUCGAACAGAAAUUACGAGGAGCGUUUGAGGAAGUUCAACGAGAGGCUAAGAUACAGCGAGGACCUGGGUACAGCGAAACCGAAGAUAAAAGAGAGGAGGACCUACUCCGACGACUACGAGGAGAAGAAUCGUCGAGCAUCGACACGAUCUGCGCAAUCGAUGCAGUCGUCGCGCGCGGAGGAGAGACAAGACGAUCGACAGCAGGUGGAAAGGAAGAGACACUCGAACGCCAGCAAUAAGUCCGUGGGAAGUUACGCGGAGGUGAACCCGACGAAGAGGGAUUCGCGUACGAGCGACGCCAGCUACGCGAGCGUCGGCCUCGUCGCCGCGAAGAGGUCCAGCGUGGACUGCAAGAGCACCAGGAAAAUGGUGGAACUUCCGCCGCGUAGGGCAUUCAGCCAAACCGAGGAAAGACCUGCCUCCCCGGUGCCACCUAUAGAAUGGAACGACGAACGCUACGUGGCUGCUCGAAUGAAGCAACUCUCCGAGCGCCAGAAAAGGGACAGCACCAGAUACAAAGUGUACCUGACGUAAACGGGCGAACAAGUGUUCCUGAGACUCGGUGAACGUUUCCGGAUCAUCGUUACCCCCCUCCCUUUUUAGGACAGAAAAUAAGUACAGUGAGUGUUCGCGUCUCGAGGCUCUGGUGUACCCGGGACUGAUUCGCCUACAUGGUCCAAAGAUCCCCUAGCAGAAUUAUCAACCCCCUCGACACUUCCCGUAACCUUGAGUACUAUUGCAAGCAAGGAAGUUUUCUCUAGGGUCUUUACAGUCUGGUUGAGUCUAUGCCAGACCCAAAAGAACCUAGGCACAGAGAAAUUGCGUCCAUUGUUAUGAUAACGUGUUGCAUGUAGUCGUUGAAAGACCUCACGUCCUCGAAACGUUCCACUUUUUCCACGUUCGAUGUAAGACUUUUGAAUAUGUGUACGCCAGUGACAAGGGAGUUUAUAUAUCAGUGGUUUAUUCUUCGAUCGCGAUCGUGGUGAAUAUGUAAAUGUCUUUCAUGGGGUUCGAUUAAGUAUAUCGAGAGAUGUUUUGAUACCUUUUGAACUGUUGACGCACGAUGUUGAAGGUAUACUACGCCACGCCGUGUACGGCUGCAACUAAACGUUAUUUGCAAAA
Colletes gigas is the source of this 2325-nucleotide messenger RNA. RefSeq lists its product as uncharacterized. The record is from RefSeq and is a predicted model, not a curated record. The coding region runs from base 1 to 1737 and encodes 578 amino acids. The transcript is spliced from 5 exons. Lineage: Eukaryota; Metazoa; Arthropoda; Insecta; Hymenoptera; Colletidae.